AAAUUAUGAUGUGCCACCGCUUUGGUCUAGCCAUUUAGGGUUCAUGAAGUUUAGGGGCAAAGAGAGUCGCAACAGGAGCCCUCCUAACCCUAGCACACUAUAAGUUAUUGGGAAUAACAACCCAUUUAAGAAAGCAGGGAUCCUCAUUCAGCAACUCAACUCGCUAGCAAUGGUAAAACACUGAAAUCCAAAAAAGUCUGAAAACCUCAACCCAUCAGACGAGAAGGCAGAGGCAUUUAGCUAUUUUGCCAUUCGACCUCUCUUGGUUUUGUAGGUAUGACAACAUAUCCAGAGCAAGGCAGACUGUCAACAAUGCUUCCGAGCUAUCUAUAUUCUUCUUCUUCAUUUUCAAUGGGUGCUCUGAGGGGAUCUUCCUCAAUUUUAUCUGAUCUUUUGGUGGAGAGAAGUGGUGUGGACGCGACAGAGAAACAGAAGGUCAAUGCUGAUCUUCGCAAGACAUUUGUGGUACCUGCCCCCAGUGAGCCCGGGAAGAUCGCCAUGUAUUCUCCGGCUUUCUAUGCAGCCUGCACCAUGGGAGGCAUCCUCAGUUGUGGUCUCACCCAUACUGGUGUAACUCCUCUUGAUCUUGUCAAAUGCAAUAUGCAGAUUAACCCUGCAAAGUACAAGAGUAUUGCUACCGGCUUUGGUGUCCUCCUUAAAGAAGAAGGAGCAAGGGGUUUGUUCAGGGGGUGGGUACCAACUCUCUUAGGGUACAGUGCUCAAGGUGCCUGCAAAUUUGGAUUUUAUGAGUUCUUCAAGAAGUAUUACUCAGACAUUGCAGGGCCUGAGUAUGCUUCCAAGUACAAGACUUUGAUCUACUUGGCAGGUUCUGCAUCUGCAGAGUUUAUUGCUGAUAUUGCACUUUGUCCUUUUGAGGCUGUAAAAGUGAGAGUACAAACCCAGCCGGGAUUUGCUCGAGGAUUGUCUGAUGGGCUUCCAAAAUUUGUUAGAUCGGAAGGAGUUCUUGGAUUAUACAAGGGUAUUGGUCCACUCUGGGGACGCCAAAUACCAUAUACAAUGAUGAAAUUUGCAUCCUUUGAAACUAUUGUAGAGUUGCUUUACAAGCAUGCAGUUCCCAAACCAAAGGAUCAAUGCAGCAAGCCUUUUCAGUUGGGUAUUAGUUUUGCAGCAGGAUAUAUUGCUGGCGUCUUUUGUGCUAUUGUUUCCCAUCCAGCUGACAAUCUGGUUUCUUUCCUUAACAAUGCUAAGGGUGCUAGUGUGGGCGAGGCUGUGAAGAAGAUGGGUAUGCUUGGUCUCUUUACUCGGGGCUUGCCUUUACGUAUUGUUAUGAUUGGAACACUCACUGGAGCACAAUGGGGUAUCUAUGAUGCUUUCAAGGUGUUCGUUGGCCUGCCAACCACUGGUGGAGCUGUGCCAACACCUGCGACUACAGCACUUGAGGAAUUGAAAAAAGUGAGCUAAUCUGAGAAAGAAUUCUUGAGACGAAGUUUAAACAUAAAAUAACAGGUUCAGGUUUAGUUCCACACAACUAAUCUCUCAUUUUUUGACCAAUUCUGUUAGAAAAUUGGAGCUCUAUAGAAGGUAGCUUCUCCUUGAAGCAGUCCAUCUCUAUAGAUGGCUUUUCCUCUUUAUUCUCAUCCCUGACAUUUGAGAAAUAUAUUUGAAUUCUUUAGAAGGUUCCAUCUUUCUUCUCUACCCCUGUUAACUCGUCCAACAGUUCAUCUACCUAUUCCUGAGUGGAGAAAUCACAGAUGUCUGAAUAAAAACCUUUAUUUGAGGGCCCAUUCUCCAGAUUUUGUUCUUUAGAACUGGUGGUUAAUUCUUUUCCGUUUUUAAAACUUCAAGAAGUCAAUACUUGUGGUUAAAAAUGAUUCUAUAGAUAUAGUUGAAACAUUAGCUGCAAACAGCUUUAGAAGAUAUCUGCAACUAUAUUACUUUUUCAAUAAGUUCUGAAAUAAUGAAACAGGGUUUGUAGGCUGUAAUUGAAGCCAUAGGUUCGUAAUGAGAAUUAUUGAUGAAAAAUGUUUGAUUUCUAUUUA
This is a messenger RNA of Cryptomeria japonica (Japanese cedar), 2000 nucleotides long. RefSeq names its product mitochondrial phosphate carrier protein 3, mitochondrial. Gene Ontology annotation, molecular function: phosphate transmembrane transporter activity. The record is from RefSeq and is a predicted model, not a curated record. The coding region runs from base 277 to 1422 and encodes 381 amino acids. Lineage: Eukaryota; Viridiplantae; Streptophyta; Pinopsida; Cupressales; Cupressaceae. Gene Ontology annotation, biological process: mitochondrial phosphate ion transmembrane transport. Gene Ontology annotation, cellular component: mitochondrial inner membrane. The transcript is spliced from 6 exons.